CAUGAUCACAGUAGGUAUUUUAUGAAUAAAUAUACACUACAAAUAAAAAACAAGCUCAAAGAUAAAAGAGUAUUAGCGGAGGGUGAUAUAUCGGAAAAAAAACAAACAAUUAUAAAAGAACAUAAAGAAUAUUAUCCAUUUGGUGAAAAAGAUAACCAGGUUGAAAAGCUGGUUUAUUUCAUAAACAUAUAUAGCAUGUUGUAUAAUGCUUUUCUUCUAUUAAUAUAUGAAUUGUUUUCUAAGAAAACAAAUAAAAUGAGUAAUAAAUGUAAAGAACAAAUAUCAAAUGUAUGUAGGAAUAAUAAUUCAGAACCAUAUUAUAUGACAGAAUUUUCACUGAUUUACUAA
This is a messenger RNA of Plasmodium gallinaceum, 348 nucleotides long. RefSeq names its product fam-g protein. The record is from RefSeq and is a predicted model, not a curated record. The transcript has a single exon. Lineage: Eukaryota; Apicomplexa; Aconoidasida; Haemosporida; Plasmodiidae. The annotation marks the transcript as partial.